CCUGCCAGCCAUGACACGCACUUUAAAAAGAGAAGGAAAAUGUCGCCUGGUCCCGGAGCAGAAGAGGAGGCGUCGUUCAGCAUGGAAACAAUGUGCAAGGAACAAACAACUGGUGUUUGCUGUGGUUUCCGUCAGUCCAUUGAGGUGUUGGGUGUUUUGGGCAAAUUAGGCCGGAGUGUUAAGGGGUUAUUGCUGUCGGACUUUGUCCAUAUUAUUUGCCACGGGAUUUUAAAAACAUCAUUGCCAUCACCGUCUAUAUUCCUCCGACUGGUAAAGCAGACGCGGCCUGUGACGUCAUCCACUCUGUCAAUGCCAACCUGCAGACUAAACAUCCCAGUGCCUUCAUCUUCAUCACAGGGGACUUUAACCAUGCCUGUCUCUCCUCCAGUCUCCCCACAUACCAUCAGUAUGUCCAGUGUACAACAAGAGACAAUAAGACUUUGGAUUUACUGUAUGCUAAUGUCACCAAUGCAUACACCUCCACUGCACUCCCUCCACUGGGCAAGUCUGACCACAGUCUUGUCCUGCUCUCCCCAUCAUACACACCUGUGGUUCAGCAGCAGCCAGUCACUGUGAGGACUGUUAGGAAAUGGUCUAAUGGUGCCAUGGACGCCCUGCGUGAUGCUCUGGAAACCACUGACUGGCCUGCUCUGUAUGAACCACAUGGUGACGACCUGGAUGAACUAACUGACUGUGUUUCUGAGUACAUCAAAUUCUGCACGGACAACUCCAUCCCCACCAAGAAGGUGCGCUGUUACCCUAACAAUAAACCAUGGGUGACAAGUGACCCUUCUGAAUGAUAAGAAGAGGGCCUUCAUAGCUGGGGACCGCACUGAGCUCAAGAGAGUCCAGAAGGAACUGAAACACAGUCUGGAGCAGAGUAAGGACAACUACAGGAGGAAGCUGGAGGAGAGACUGGAGAGAAACCAAACCAGGGACGUGUGGAGUGGAAUAAGAGCGAUCACUGGUUUCCAGAGGAAAUGACUACAGGCUUAUUCCACUGACCUCUCAUGUUAUGAAGGUCAUGGAGCGGCUGGUGCUGUCACACCUCAGACCCCUGGUGAGCCCAUACCAAGACCCACUGCAGUUUGCAUAUCAGCCCAAGGUGGGAGUUGAUGAUGCAAUAAUAUACCUGCUGCAGAGGGCUUACAGUAUGGGUCAUGUUCUUCGACUUCUCUUCUGCGUUCAACACCAUCCAGCCGAGACUGUUGAGUGCUAAAUUAGAGAAGAUGCAGGUGGAGGCUCCCCUUGUCUCAUGGAUUGAGGACUACCAGACAGGUCGACCAGUUUGUGAGGCUGCAGAGCUGUGAGUCUGUCCUCCUGAUGAGCAACACCGGGGCUCCUGAAGGAACUGUGCUGUCUCCCUUUCUAUUCACCACCUACACGGCUGAAUUCCAGUACUCUUCUGAGUUAUGUCACCUCCAGAAGUACUCGGAUGACACAGCCAUAGUCGGGUGUGUGGAGAGAGGACGGGAGGAUGAGUACAGGGGCCUUGUGGAGAGUUUUGUCAGGUGGUGUGGGGAGAAUCACCUGCAGCUGAAUGUGGCCUAGACAAAGGAGAUGGUGGUGGACUUUAGUAGGAGUCAGUCCCCGCCCUCACCUGUCUGUAUU
Messenger RNA from Toxotes jaculatrix (banded archerfish), 1611 nucleotides. RefSeq lists its product as uncharacterized. NCBI's taxonomy places the organism in Eukaryota, Metazoa, Chordata, Actinopteri, Toxotidae. The record is from RefSeq and is a predicted model, not a curated record. The coding region runs from base 40 to 576 and encodes 178 amino acids. The transcript is spliced from 3 exons.